Messenger RNA from Alternaria atra, 1350 nucleotides. RefSeq lists its product as uncharacterized. Lineage: Eukaryota; Fungi; Ascomycota; Dothideomycetes; Pleosporales; Pleosporaceae. The record is from RefSeq and is a predicted model, not a curated record. Gene Ontology annotation, molecular function: mannan endo-1,6-alpha-mannosidase activity. Gene Ontology annotation, biological process: carbohydrate catabolic process; fungal-type cell wall biogenesis. The coding region runs from base 1 to 1350 and encodes 449 amino acids. The transcript has 2 exons.
AUGAAGCUCACCGCUGCCCUCGGCGCUCUUGGCGCCUCGAAUCUACUCUUUACAAGUGUAGGCGCAAUUGAUCUGGACAUCAACUCGCCAGACUCAAUCAAGCAGGGCGCCAAGGCACUGUCCGCAAACUUGCGAUCGUACUAUACCGGCGACAAUGUAGGCGAUACACCAGGCAAUCUUCCAGACCCAUACUACUGGUGGGAAUGUGGUGCCAUGUUCAAUGCUCUCAUUGAUUAUUGGUAUUACACUGGUGAUGAUCAAUACAACAAAAUCACCACACAAGCCCUAGAGGCCCAGAUGGGAGCGAACAAAGCUUUCAUGCCUGACAACCAGACCAAGACGCUCGGAAACGAUGACCAAGCUUUCUGGGGAAUGGCCGCCAUGACCGCUGCAGAGAACAAGUUCCCUGAUCUUCCUGACGGCCAGCCUUCUUGGCUGUCUCUUGCACAGGCCGUAUUCAAUACUCAAUACAAACGCUGGGACAUGACAACUUGUGGUGGAGGAUUGAGAUGGCAGAUUUUCAGCUUCAACAACGGAUACAACUACAAGAACACCAUUUCCAACGGUUGCUUCUUCAACAUUGCCUCACGACUCUAUAAAUACCUUGGUAACGACACAUACGCCGACUGGGCUGAGAAGGCUUGGGAGUGGGAGCUCUCCGUAGGACUCAUGAGCCAGGACUACCAUUACUACGAUGGAACCGACGACACACAGAACUGUUCCAACGUCAAUCACAUCCAGUGGACUUACAAUGCUGGUAUCCACAUGGCUGGUGCUGCUGCCAUGUGGAACGUGACACAAAACGACAAGUGGAAGACCAGGGUCCAAGGUAUCAUCGAUGGAGUGGACGUUUUCUUCAAGGACAAGGUCAUGUCAGAGGUCGCCUGUGAGAACAAUGGCAAGUGUGAUGUGGACCAGCGCUCCUUCAAGGCUUACCUUUCACGUUCCAUGGCAUACACAGCCAGCAUCGCACCCUGGACCCGCGAUCAGAUCGACCCGUAUCUCCAGGCAUCGGCUCAGGCUGCCGCGAAGCAGUGCAACGGAGGUGCUAACCAGACUUCGUGCGGGCUCAAAUGGACCACGAACGGUGUCAACGAUGGCAGUUUCGGUGUCGGCGAACAGAUGGCGGCUUUGGAAGUCGUACAGUCGUUGCUUUACCCAUCGGUCAGCGGCCCCGCGACGGUAGAGAAGGGCGGUAUCUCUAAAAGCGAUCCCGACGCCGGUAACGAUGCAACCGAUGCACCCAUCAAGUUCGAUACCGUCACUACUGGCGACAAGGCUGGUGCUAGUAUCCUGACCAUCUUCGUGCUGGUAUCUAUCCUUGUGGGCGCUUGGUGGAUGGUGUCGUAA